Molecule: messenger RNA, 795 nt
Organism: Aphanomyces astaci
Lineage: Eukaryota; Oomycota; Saprolegniomycetes; Saprolegniales; Verrucalvaceae
Exons: 2
Coding region: 1-795 (264 amino acids)
Biological process (GO): exon-exon junction complex disassembly
Cellular component (GO): exon-exon junction complex; cytoplasm
Molecular function (GO): RNA binding
Source: RefSeq, a predicted model, not a curated record
AUGCUACCGCGCCGAUUGCCGCUUGGCGCAGUGGAGAAUGAGGAUGGGAAAGUGGUGAUCCCUCCAAGUGCCCGCGCUGAUGGAAGUGUGCGUAAGGAGAUACGAGUGCGCCAGGGAUUUGUCCCCCAGGAUGAACAACCUAUGUAUCGCCCCAGGGCACUACGACAGGCAGCCGGAGCUGCAUCGACUUCGACGCCACCGAAGCCUCGUGCAGUAGCUGCCCCAAAAGACUCCGACGACCUCUCGGCAUGUAUUGAUUCCCUUUCGAUCAGCGAUGAAAAGACAACGAUGCGAGAUCAAACCCGACGCAUUCCCUUGGGUGCCGUGGAAACAACGUCGGGAGAAGUGGUCAUUCCUUCAUCUGCACGGGCCGACGGGUCGGUGCGGAAACAAAUUCGCGUCCGACCUGGGUUUGUGCCUCAAGACGAGCAGCCUACAUACCGUCCCCGCGGCCUCCGAUCCCCCUCCACUCGACAAGAUCAGGAUUCUGUCCUGCCAGAGCAUGCCACAUCACCUGCCCCAGCCCACGACGAACCGGUUUCGGAAGGUGGCAUCGACGUCGCCGUCCUGACGAGUCCUUCUCCACCACACAUCCAAGACGUCUCCGGCGUCGACUUGGAUACCACAGCAAGUCGUGCCUCCUCGUCGAACCGCCGCGACUCAACGACUUCUUCCAAGCAACAAUGGACACGACGUGAUCGCCGAGAAAGCCCAUCGCAACCACCAAACGUCAAGCCAGGACCUUCGAACACCCCGAAACGCUCUCCCAACACACUACGCGUGGUUGAGCUUUAA